CAUUUCGUAUAGGGAAACAACAAUACUGUUGGUCCUGGGUACUGCUGGUGCUGCUGUAGUUCUGUAGUACAAUUGUCAAACUCCAAUUUAUUGUUUCGUUUCGUGUUUUAUGCAUACAUGCGACAAGUCAUAAGAAAAAAAUGAAGACACGAUUCGACACGCUCGAUCUCGUGUGCUCCGUCACGGAGUUACAGAGGCUCGUUGGUAUGCGAGUUAAUCAAAUAUAUGAUAUCGAUCAUCGAACUUAUCUUAUCCGACUGCAGCGCAGCGAAGAAAAAUGUAUUUUACUAUUGGAAUCUGGCAAUAGAAUUCACACCACGGCCUUUGAAUGGCCAAAAAAUACUGCACCCUCCGGCUUUUCCAUGAAGUUGAGGAAACACCUUAAAAACAAGCGUCUGGAGAGUCUCAAGCAAAUUGGUAUGGACAGAAUGAUAGAUUUGCAAUUUGGCAGCGGAGAAGCUGCUUAUCAUGUUGUGUUGGAACUGUACGACAGGGGAAAUAUUGUUCUAACAGAUCAUGAAAUGACGAUAUUAAAUAUUUUGAGACCUCACACCGAAGGUGAAAAAAUACGAUUUGCAGUGAAAGAAAAGUAUCCCCUGGAUCGUGCACAUACAGAUCCUAUGCCAUCGGGAGACGAGAUCAAGAAUAAAUUGAAGGAGGCAAAGGAAUGGGAGAGUUUGAAAAAGGUUCUAAACCCACUAGUCGAGUUUGGCUCGGCAUUGAUAGACCAUGUCCUUUUGAAAUGGAAUUUCGUGUUGGGAUGUAAAAUAGGUAAAGAUUUCAAGGUGGAUGAAGACUCGGAUCGAUUGUUGUUAGGAUUGAAAGAAGCGGUUGAAAUAUUGGAGCAGAUGAAACGAGCUCCUGCUGGGAAAGGUUACAUAAUUCAGAAGAAAGAAACAAAACCUUUACCGGAUGGGGGAGAAGAUUUUAUGCUCGCAAAUGUGGAAUUUCAUCCGAUAUUGUUGGAGCAAAAUAAAAAUCAGCCUUACAGAGAAUUCGAGACUUUUGACCAAGCUGUCGACGAAUAUUACUCGUCGAUGGAAAGCCAAAAAUUGGACCUCAAAGCUUUGGCCCAAGAACGCGAAGCGUUGAAAAAAUUGAAAAACGUUCGUAUGGAUCACGAUCGUAGGCUCGUCAGCUUGAAGCAAACUCAAGAAAUCGACGAACUGAAGGCGGAAUUGAUAACGAGAAAUCAAAAAUUGGUCGAAGACGCUGCCUUCGCUCUUCAAUGCGCUCUCGCCAGUCAAAUGUCCUGGCCCGAAAUUCAAGCUAUGCUCAAGGAGUCUCAAGCCAUUGGUGACCCCGUAGCGUUGGCCAUAAAAAAAUUGAAACUUGAGACAAAUCACGCCUCUAUCUAUCUGACCGAUCCCUAUGCCGACGACGACGAGGAUUGUAUUCAACCUAUGAUCGUCGAUAUCGAUCUUGCCUGCUCGGCUCAUGCCAACGCCAAAAAAUAUUACAGUAAAAAAAAAAUGGCAGCUAAGAAGCAACAAAAAACCAUCGAAUCCGAAAGCAAAGCUCUCAAAUCCGCCGAACGGAAAACCAAACAGACUCUCAAGGAGGUUCAAGCCAUUCAUAGCAUCAAUAAAGCCAGAAAAGUUUAUUGGUUCGAAAAAUUUUAUUGGUUCAUUACUUCCGAAAAUUAUUUGGUUAUUGGUGGGCGCGAUCAGCAACAGAACGAAUUGAUAGUUAAACGUUAUCUUCGCCCUGGUGAUGUGUACGUCCACGCGGAUCUUUCUGGUGCGAGCUCUGUUGUCGUCAAAAAUCCAAAUAGCGAACCUGUUCCACCAAAAAGUUUGGCAGAGGCUGGCACAAUGGCUGUGGCUUACAGUGUUGCCUGGGAAGCAAAGGUCAUUGCGGGCGCAUGGUGGGUGAACCAUGACCAAGUCUCAAAAACAGCUCCAACCGGAGAAUAUUUGACAACGGGUUCGUUUAUGAUUCGAGGGAAAAAAAAUUAUCUCCCGCCUUGCCAAUUGGUGAUGGGGCUUGGUUUUUUGUUUCGACUCGAGGAGAGUUCGAUCGAGAGGCACAAAGAUGAAAGGCGAGUGAAAACAAUUGAGGAAGACUAUAUACCAAUGGAAAAUUCGAUCGAAGUCGACAAGGAAAUUGAACUGGAAGACGAUCAUGAGGACGAAGAAGAAAAAACCGAGCAACAGAGAGAUCAGGAAAGAGGCGAUUUUUCUCAUACGAAAGAUCAACUGAAUACGAUCGAGGAAGAAAAUCCACAAAAUUUUCAUGCAGACUCGUCUUGUAGUGAUGAUGACGAGGAAGAAAGUUCUUUGUUCCCUGACACACAAAUUAAGUUGGAUCUCUCAGGAUCGAGAAUGAAACUCGUGAUAAACAAUAGUCAACCAUUGUCGAGCCCUGCGGUAGAAAAAAACGAGGAAAUUGUAUUCUUGGGUGACGAUAAACCGGUUGCCCUAAAGCCUUCGGAAAUGACGUCGAAAAAAGGAAAACAAAGAACGAAAGGAAAGACGAAAGACGAAGAACCAGAACCAAAAAAUAAAGAGGUCAAACAGAACGAGCCUAAUAUCAUGAAAAGAGGUCAAAAGGGACGACUGAAAAAAAUGAAGGAGAAAUAUAAGGACCAGGACGAGGAGGAUCGAAGAAUUCUUAUGGAAGUCCUAAAGUCAGCCGGAGCUGCGAAGGAGGACAAACGAAAGAACAAAAAUCAGGAUCCAUCUGGUCCGAAACAAGGCAAAAAACGAGGAAAUUUAAAUAAGCCAAAUUUAGCCGCACUGCAAUAUGCAAAAAAUAUGGAAAAUGCGGACGACGAUGACGUUGGACCGGCGCCGGAAAUAGAUAUGCUAGAUCAGUUGACCGGAAAGCCCCUAGCCGAAGAUGAAUUAUUGUUUGCCGUGCCCGUUAUAGCUCCUUACAAUACUGUGCUCAAUUAUAAAUUCAAAGUAAAAAUGAUGCCAGGAACGGGGAAAAGAGGCAAAGCGGCAAAAACUGCAGUAGCAGUGUUCUUGCGCGACAAAACGAUAACUCCGCGGGAGAAGGAUCUUCUAAAGGCGGUCAAAGAAGAGACGAUCGCAAGAAACAUACCUGGAAAAGUGAAAAUAAGCGCUCCACAGAUACAAAAAUUGAAAAAGUAAUAUUUAUUAGAAAAGUAAUCCCCUUAUCUCAAUUUUCUGUAUAAAUGUAAGAAUGAAACGUGAUAUCAAAGGAUAUUACAAAAAUUCAUCUUUA
Messenger RNA from Venturia canescens, 3192 nucleotides. RefSeq names its product Nuclear export mediator factor NEMF homolog Clbn (gene Clbn). Gene Ontology annotation, molecular function: ribosomal large subunit binding; tRNA binding. The record is from RefSeq and is a predicted model, not a curated record. The coding region runs from base 141 to 3098 and encodes 985 amino acids. The transcript is spliced from 9 exons. Gene Ontology annotation, cellular component: RQC complex. Gene Ontology annotation, biological process: rescue of stalled cytosolic ribosome; ribosome-associated ubiquitin-dependent protein catabolic process. NCBI's taxonomy places the organism in Eukaryota, Metazoa, Arthropoda, Insecta, Hymenoptera, Ichneumonidae.